AGUAGCUAGCAGUGCUAAUGCUAAUGGGGCUACAAGUUGAGAGCGACCAAAACAAACGAUGACGGCCGAGCAGAGGAGCCGAAACAAGCUCGGAUUAAGCAUGGGGAUGCUUUAGCUUUGAUAACGGUAGUAGAGUUCAUGAUACGGUAUUAUAAAUACCUGUAUUUAAAUGCCAACUGGCCAGUUAUUGAUCUGUAACUGUACCUGGGAUCGAUACUGUCCAUGUACACUACAGCUAUGCUAACUAGCUGAGGGGUAGCUAGCUGUCAACAAAGCUUUUCUGCACAGGGACAACAGUUGAAAUUGCAAAACAUUGUUUGCACCAGGUUGCUAAAUGCAGUUAAAGUGACUGUGCUUUGAGUGUUUUGUGUGUUGACACCAAAUUCCCUUUAAAAAUCGGUGUAAUCUCUGGGUUUGGUGAUAGCUAGCUAGCCUGACAGUCAAAAAUGAGUUGGUUCAACGCAUCUCACCUGUCCAGCUUCGCUAAACAAGCUUUAACAACAGCUCAGAAGUCCAUAGACCGAGUUCUGGAUAUCAAAGAAGAGGACCAAUGGGGAGACACGGUUGUGCUGCCCUUUGAUGAUGUCACAAUACCUGGAAAGCUGUCAUUGAGUGGAGGAUGGGGAAUGACGCAGUGGGAAGCACCCAAUGAAGAAAGGUCCACCACUCCUCCUCCUUCCUCUGAGGCCAUCACUACACCUGUCACCCGCACAGUUGUGGACGAAUCCGAAAACUUUUUCAGUGCCUUUCUGCCACCUGGAGACGUACAACAAGGUUUCACCAACACCCAGGUCCAGGUCGUGUCUGUACCCCCUAUUAAGUCUCAGAGGCGGCUUCAGGAGAAGGAAAUGAAAAACAGAGAGGCACAAAAUGAAGUGGAGACUCAAAUGUCAGCACCUGCUGAUGAGAGUCAGGAGACAGAUGAUGAGAGCGAGCCUGUUGAGCUUGAGUCCUCACCAGCAGAACCUUAUGCAGUAACUAUCCUCCUGCAGCCAGUUUCUCCUCCGUCUUCUCCUUCCAGCGAUCUUCCUUGUGAUCCUGACAGCAAAACGAGCAGUGCAAAAACAGAUGUUGGCUCUACAGUCCCUGUUGACUCAGAAACAGAGCAGUCACAGACUCCGUCAGAUCACCAGGUUGAGCAGGAUGCCACAGAUUCAUCUGAACCUGCUGCUGUCACUUCUGAACCUAAGUGCUGUACACCUUCUGAUCCUUCGCCCUCGCCGCCCUCUAAGGAAGCACUCAUAGAGCAUAAAGACUCAAAGGGGGAGGACCGUCAAAAUGACACCCCGUCUCCUCCAGUCAGCGCUUUCUCCUCAGGAACCUCCACCACCAGUGACAUUGAAGUGCUUGACCACGAGUCUGUGUUGAGUGAGAGCUCAGCCAGCUCCAGACAAGAAACAGGGGAGGGCAAGGCUGGCCUUCACCUAAUGCAGGGCUCCUUCCAGCUUCUCACUGCCUCCACCUGUGGAGAUUUCCCCCGUCUGGAGGACUAUUCCAAGCUCACGGAGAGCUGUGGCUCAUCCUCGGAUGCAUUUGAACGCAUAGAUUCAUUCAGCGUGCAGUCGUUGGAUAGCCGGAGUGUCAGCGAGGUUAACUCUGACGAUGAUAUCCCUGGCAGUCGGACACUAGCGUCUGUCACUGCAGGCCCUCCUCCUUUAACAUCAGCUGAAUGCCAGAAGCAGGAAGAUGGGGUAGUGGAGAAGGUAGGAGAGGGGGAAGAGGAAGAGGAGGAGGAAGAAGAGGGAUUUACUGAAACAAUGAGGGAGCAGUCGCUGGAUGAGAUGGAGGAGAGUGGACGGAGUGCGACACCUGUCAAUAUAGAGCAGCCAGAAGACUUGAUAGAACAGGAACAGGAGUCUGAAGGGAAUGUCACACUGUCUGAUCUUGCCUCCAAAGCUGAAGAACAGAUCACUCCACCAAUCACUGAAGAGAUGAAGAGUGUCUCAACAGUUCAGAUUUUGGAGUUUCAAAAGGUCAUUGAUGAGCUGUCAGGUCGCCUUGAGAAGAGAGAGUCUCAGCUGCUGGCAGUCAGCAAAGACAAGGCCGGGCUGGAGGAGCAGUGUGAUAAUCUAAAAGAUGAAGUGAUAAGCCUGAAGGAGGAGAGCUCCACUGUUCAGUCCCUGAAGGAUGAGUUCACCCAGCGCAUAGCAGAUGCAGAGAGGAAGGCUCAGCUGGCCUGUAAAGAGAGAGACAUAGCCAAGAAGGAAAUAAAGGGCUUGCGAGAAGAGCUUUCGACAAGACUUCACUCCAGUGAUACAUUGGAGCUCAUCAAAGAGAAGGAAGAGCAGAUCAGAGGCCUGCUGGAAGAAGGGGAAAAGUUGUCCAAGCAGCAGCUGCAGCACAGCAACAUCAUCAAGAAACUGCGUGUGAAGGAGAAGGAGAGCGACUCAAGACUCAUCAAGCAACAGAGGAAAAUCAAGGAGCAGGAGGAGGAGCUCAGGCAACUGCAGCAGGUUCUAGAUGGGAAGGAGGAGGUGGAGAAACAGCACAGGGAGAACAUCAAGAAGCUGAACGCUGUGGUGGAGCGGCAGGAGAAGGAGCUGAGCAGGCUGCAGAUGGACUCUGAGGAGCUGCAGGAGAAGAACAGGAGCGUCCAAGCUGCUCUGGACAACUCAUACAAGGAGCUGGCAGAACUUCACAAGGCGCAUGUGAGCAGAACUAGCGAGGCCGAAGAAGCAGCUAUGAGCAGGGAAACGCAGGCCAAGGGGCAGCUGAGCCUGGCUAUGGAGAAGGCCCAGGAGGAGGCCAGGAUGCAACAGGAGGCUCUUGCCAAUCAGGUGGCUGACCUGAGAGUGGCUCUGCAGAGGGCUGAGCAACAACAAGGAAGGAAAGAAGAUUAUUUGAGGGAGGAGAUCAGCGAGCUGCAGCAGAGGCUUCAGGAGGCCGAGACCAGGAACCAGGAACUCAGUCAGAGCGUUUCCUCGGCAACACGGCCCCUACUACGACAGAUUGAGAACUUACAGGCCUCGUUGGGCGGACAGACGGCAUCCUGGGAAAAACUGGAGAAGAACAUAUCUGACAGGCUUGCGGAUGCCCAGACACAGCUGGCUGUGGCCGUGGAGAAGGAGCGAUCAGCAACAGAAGACCACCUGACCAUCAAGUCCCAGCUGGCCUCUCUGGAGUCCCAGAAUUCCCUGUUCCGCCAGGAGAAGGCCCGACUGCUAGCACAGGUGGAUGCUGAGAAGAACAAGAGAGAGAAACUGGAGGACGAGAGCAGCAGGGAGCACGUUGAUUUGGAAAAUCUGCGAGGAGAACACAUCCGCAUGCUAGAGGAGGCCAAGAAAGAAAAGCUGCUGCUGACCAAUCAAUUAGAGAUGGAGAAGAUGAAGGUGGAGCAAGAGAAGAAGAAAUGCUACUUGGCACAUGAAGCGCUCAAGGAAAAGGAGCGGAAGGUCAUGACCCACUCUGUAGGAGAGCCCCCGGCCUCCUCCACACCCUCCCUGUCCCGCUCUAGCUCCAUCAGUGGGGCAGACAAUGCUGGUUUACACUCUUCUAUUCUAUCACAGGACGACUGUUUAGACCACUCUCUGAGUAACAUGACCAUGUCUAUGUCGAUGAGCGGGACCAAUCUGUACGAGGCCGCCAGGCUGUCUGGAGGCUCCAGCAUCAUAGAGAACCUCCAGUCUCACCUCAAACUCAGAGAAGGAGAAAUAGCACAAAAUCAGCUUGAGAUCUCCAGUCUAGAGAGGAGUCGCUCUGUGAUGGCAGAGGAGCUGGUCCGACUCACCAAUCAAAACGAUGAGAUGGAGGAGAUGGUGACGGAGAUCCCCAAGUUGAAAGCUCAACUCAAGGAUCUGGCGCAGCGGCACAACACAAUCCUGCAGAUGUAUGGAGAAAAGGCUGAAGAGGCAGACGAGCUCAAAUUGGACCUUGAAGAUGUGAAGAACAUGUACAAAACCCAGAUUGAUGAACUGCUGAAGAACCAGAAAUAAACCGUUUUUACGGAGCUGUGUCACUUCUGGGACACUCACAAACAAACCAAUCGACCGUCUUAGCCACACAUGAAUUCACAGAAAAAGAAUAGGGCAGAUAAUUUAAGUUGAAUCACUGUGUCAAACGAAAACGCUUUCAUCUUUAUCUACUAUUUUAAUUAAUUAUCACAUACUAUAUUUAAGUGGGGAUGAUGGGAUUAUGCAUAACAUACCAUUCAUUGUUACAGAAUCAGUAUGAAGGAUAGCCACAGUUUGUGAUUCCAUUUGAAAUAUUUGGAACAAACUUUGCUUUAGUCAUCAUUUCUCAUGAAUAAACCUUUUACAUAGUAUUGUAUAGACAGUUUAUAACUAGGAUAUGGUCAAGGCUUUUUGCACUACACAAAUUCAUCCUUGUUUAUUUCUUCAUGCAUAAUCAGAAUGUUUUAAGAAAUAUCUAUAAAAAUGUUGUACAGAGAAAUGUAUGUAUUGUUUUUAACUCCUUGCAAAUCACAAAAUGUGGUGUAGACCUGAGAGUAGUAGUCUGUGAUUGAACUCCCAAGAGAGAAAAAAUGGAUUUUAAAUCUUAUAAAUAUGUAAAUGAAUAAACAUUUAUUUGGGUGGUGAAAAGAA
Messenger RNA from Sebastes umbrosus (honeycomb rockfish), 4541 nucleotides. RefSeq names its product TATA element modulatory factor 1 (gene tmf1). Lineage: Eukaryota; Metazoa; Chordata; Actinopteri; Perciformes; Sebastidae. The transcript has 17 exons. Bases 447 to 3932 code for a protein of 1161 amino acids. The record is from RefSeq and is a predicted model, not a curated record. Gene Ontology annotation, cellular component: endoplasmic reticulum; Golgi apparatus.